AUGUCAAAAGUUGCCAUUAUCAUCUACACCCUAUAUGGCCAUACGGCCCAGGUCGCAGAGGCCCAGAAAAAGGGUGUAGAAGCCGCAGGCGGAGAAGCAAACAUCUACCAAGUGCCAGAAACAUUAAGCGACGAAGUUAUAAAGGCUAUGGGUGGGGCCCCCAAGCCAGCUUACCCAAUUGCGACAACGGAAACAUUGGUGGAAUACGAUGCCUUUUUGUUUGGGAUUCCAACGCGGUUCGGUAACUUCCCAGCUCAGUGGAAAGCAUUCUGGGACGCUACGGGCGGCCUUUGGUCCAGGGGUGCCUUGCACGGCAAGGUUGCUGGCGUGUUUGUGAGUACAGGCACAGGCGGAGGCAACGAAACUACGGUGGUGAACUCGCUGUCGGUUUUGGCUCACCACGGGAUCAUUUACGUCCCACUUGGUUACAAAAAUGUGUUUGGCGAAUUGGUCAACUUGUCGGAGGUGCACGGUGGCUCAGCAUGGGGUGCUGGAACGAUUGCAGGUGCCGAUGGCUCCCGCCAGCCCUCGGCUCUUGAGUUGACGGUAAACGAGACGCAAGGUCGGACCUUUUACGAGACCGCCAAGAAGUUUUUGGCGUAA
This is a messenger RNA of Lachancea dasiensis, 603 nucleotides long. The record is from the annotation of a GenBank genome assembly. Lineage: Eukaryota; Fungi; Ascomycota; Saccharomycetes; Saccharomycetales; Saccharomycetaceae.